Rotaria sp. Silwood2 is the source of this 285-nucleotide messenger RNA. Lineage: Eukaryota; Metazoa; Rotifera; Eurotatoria; Philodinida; Philodinidae. The record is from the annotation of a GenBank genome assembly.
AUGGCAACAAACACAACUGACGAAGAACGCAAUGAACUAGUUGAUGAGCUUAUCAAAUGUGGGAUAUGCUUAGACUAUUUUGAUGAUCCUCGUGUGUUACCUUGCUCGCAUACGUUUUGUUUGAAAUGUAUUAAACAAACAGCCGAGCAUAAUCGUGGUCAAUUUCAAUGUCCAUUACGUGAUGAUACAAAAAUCGAUAAUGCCCGUUUAGAUAUACUACCAAGCAAUCGAAUUGUUCGUGAUAUUGUCGAAAUAGUAUCGAGCAGUAAAGGUAAGAUAAAAUAA